UGUGUGUGUGCGUGUGUGUGUGUGUGUGUGUUAAUGCUGUCAGCUGCUGUCGGUGGAGAGCAGCAUCAACCAACAGCAAACCGAUGAUGGAGACGGAAUCACGGAUGGAGCUGCAGUAGAGAUCCGGGGAGGAUGCUGCGGCUGUUGUGAGUGUUUAGUCCACGUGUCAGCUGCACCUGCCGUGGAUGAUUUUCCCUGAUGGGUUGUGGAGGGAGUCGGGCGGACGCGAUCAUCGAGCCGAGGUACCAUGAGAGCUGGACUAGAGAAACGGAAUCGACGUGGCUUACCAACACGGACGUAGAGACCUCUCUACCAGUAGCAAACAGUAAAGCUCUGGAGGCCAGUCUGAGGGAGAAGAGGAUGGUGAACACAGGCACCCAGUGUGGGAAGCAGGCCCUGUCAUCCACUGGCUCCAACCACCAGAGGAGACCCAGACGCUCCUUGAGUGAUGUAGGUGUAGCUGGUAGCAGCAAACCACCUGUGACUCCUAAAGGAGGGCAUCAAAAGAGGCCAGUGCGUUGUCUAAGGAUGGGCAGCCCGUCAAUAUCAACAGUAGUGAAGACGCUGAACCCGGGAACUUGUGUGAUGAAAGAUGAAGAAAAGCCAAGACUCUGCGAAGAGGAAGAUGGCCGGAGCUGUGAAAAGUUCACCAAAAGACGUGACGGUGAUUCACAGAAGUGUGUGGAUGAUGUUUGCUCGUGACUUUGUGAGACCUUGGCUUUUCGAUCCCAGUGAUUUACAACACAGGCACCUGCAUAAUGUCUCCGUCCAAAGAUCUCGGGAUGCUGCAUCUUUGUUGUGCCAUUGCAAAUGCAUGCAUGAAGUGAAGCAAGAGAGUGGAAAACAAACAGUGCUGACACUCUCCACCAUGCUUUUCUCCCAUGCUUAUGGUGCCGGUCAGGGAAUGAGUCACUGUGUUAAGGCACUUUUAAAGAAAACAAGAACAGACCGUACCGUAUGCACAUGAUAAUCACAAUCUGCACAUCAAAUGUUUUCUGUGUGGGGCCUUCCUUAAGAAAUUGCUUCAGUUCUUUGUGCAAGUAUAUUCCCUUUGUUGUGAAUGAAAAACAAUGAUGAUGCUGUUUGAAACUCAGUCAAUGCUGUAAAGGAUUUUCAUUUAAAAGACCCUGAAGUGCUGUUUUGAGACUGAGAUUUGGAGGUUUGAUGCUUAAAAGUCUGAAGACUGUCUUUUCCAGCCUUUGCGAGAUAAAGAAACAAACACACCCGCAUGUGCCUACAAUUCAUCUUGAUAUGAACUGCUCCUGUUUUCACUUUGAGAGUUUAUUUUGUUAGUAUUAUGUGUUCUCUUGCAUCUUAUCUUAUGUUAUAUGAUACACUUUAUUAUUUACCAUUAUUAUGUAUGGUAAUGAUGAGUCAUUUGUAUGGCUCACACACUUAUCUGCAUGUUUAAACCUCAAUCUCAAAUGGAUUCAGAAAUGGUGUCUCUGCCCAAACUUUACCAAAAGCAAAUUGUCUGAAAUAAAACGUUUUGCUUAUUUGGGAAUUUAAAAAUACUGCACUAAGUUGUUCGUUCAGGAUGUGAUUCAGGAUGGGUAAUCGGGAAAGUGAGAGCUAUGGCCAGCAGAUGGCGGUGUUGACCAGCUGGGCUCUCUGGGAAAUCCCAUGUCUUAACAUUUUCUGCUUGUGAUAACUGUUGAUGAUCAAGAGUUUUUAAAGGUUUACUGAAAUGAUAAUGUUGAAAUGUGUACAGGCCAACUUUUGUGAUGGAAAAUGACAUUUAAACACUACAAGAUUUUUUCUUCUUUGAAUUAAAAUUGUUAUCAGCUCCUUAAUUUGUGAAACCCA
Molecule: messenger RNA, 1806 nt
Organism: Cottoperca gobio
Lineage: Eukaryota; Metazoa; Chordata; Actinopteri; Perciformes; Bovichtidae
Product: brain and acute leukemia cytoplasmic protein
Exons: 3
Coding region: 199-702 (167 amino acids)
Cellular component (GO): cytoplasm
Source: RefSeq, a predicted model, not a curated record